AUGUCUGAUACUAAAAAAGAACUCGUUCAGGAUUUAUACGAUGCUGUACUUCUAACGUCCAGAGUUGUAGGAAUUUCGUAUGCAGCGAAAAUGAUCGCCGGAAAAAGUCUGGGUGCACCGAUGACGUUGGAAGGAGCGAUGAAACUUGGUGUUGCCGUUGCAGGAAGUUCUGUUGCCGUCGCCUAUCUCAAAGAUAAAGGAUACGUUCCAAAAACAAUCGGUAAAUAAAGAAGAUGACGACCAAUUUAGUAGUCGGUGGAUUAUUCAAUGCGAUCGCUUUUGCAGGCGCAGGAUUUUUGUUUUCCCACUUAAAUCAAAACGGGUACAAAGAAGAAGUGAAAAGACAUAAUCAUGCGCUGGAAGAAUUAGCGGCGGCGAAAGAAAAAUUUUACGAAUCCGAAGUCAAAAGACGGAACGAAGAAUUACGACGACGGCAAGAAAUUUUAGAUGCCAAUCAUGAUAUCGAAGAGACAAAUAAAGCGUUGGAUGGAUGA
Messenger RNA from Paramuricea clavata, 494 nucleotides. The record is from the annotation of a GenBank genome assembly. NCBI's taxonomy places the organism in Eukaryota, Metazoa, Cnidaria, Anthozoa, Malacalcyonacea, Plexauridae.